AUGGCAGCGGUCCAAUCUGCGCCAGCCAUGCAGGCUGGUGCACAUUCACUACCCGCAAACAUUACGCAGAAACAAGUACAGGAGGUCUAUGCGUAUCUACUUCAGAACUUCAAGCGCAUGCAGUCACAAAACGUCUCCACAGCUGAUCCAGAAUACAUUAAAGCGCAUCAAUUUCUAUCUGCGGUCCAACAAAGUCAAAUGUUCCGCAAGAUGACGCAGCAGAAAGCGCAAAAUGCAGGAGUGAAUGCCCCAAACACGAAUGGAACCAAUGGAUCGACACCGCAGGAUGGCGGCUCUAUUCCUACGGCUAAUUCACCUGCAACGGCGAACGGUAGCAAUAGUCAAGCACCCAAUGGCAACGCUGCUCGAAUGCCCCCUCCUAGUGGAAGCUUUUCUGCCGAGCAGUUGGCAAUAUUACGGAACCAAAUACAAGCAUUCAAACUUUUGUCCAAGAAUCUGGCGAUUCCAUUAAAGGUUCAACAGCAGCUGUUCCCUACCCCCAAGAAGCAAGAGUCUGCUCACCCAGAAAAUCAAGCACAAGACUCUAGGGGAGGAGAGAAAACUGCGGAAAAGGAGUCGGCUGCAGAUACACCAGCGUUAGGCAAAACCUCUUUCAGCACAUUCGAAUCACCGUACACUUCAGUUCCGACGACGAUCAGCUUCGCGGAGCAUUCCCAGCGCGCAAAGCGGCUGCGGAUACCGAGUCUGAUGCCCAUCGGUGUUGAUAUCGAUCAGAUUAGGGAAGAGCGGGAGAGAAUACUUUACAACCGAGUCCAGACUCGUCGAGCGGAGUUGGCUGCUCUUCCUGCAAACAUAGGAUCGUGGGAUACAAACAAGAGUGAUAAACCUGACGGAGAUGACAAGCUGAAGCUGAAGGCCCUAAUCGAAUUCAAGAAGCUGUCAUUAUUGCAGAAACAGAGGGACUUUCGUCGAGACAUUCAGCAGGAUCUGUUCACCUACAACAAUCUGGCAAUGACAGCGAACCGCGCUCAACAUCGUCGUAUGAAGAAGCAGUCACUUCGGGAAGCGCGCAUCACCGACAAAUUGGAGAAGCAGCAAAGGGAUGCUCGGGAAACCAAGGAAAAGAAAAAGCAGUCCGACUAUUUUGCGUCAAUUCUUCAACAUGGCAACGAUGUCCGAGCCAAUGCAAGUGCUCAGCGUGGGCGUGUGCAGAAACUUGGACGGAUGAUGGUUUCGCAUCAUCAACAUAUGGAAAGAGAAGAGCAGAAACGCAUCGAGAGGACGGCUAAGCAGCGUUUGCAAGCUCUAAAGGCCAACGAUGAAGAGACGUACAUGAAACUGCUUGACCAAGCCAAAGACUCUCGUAUCUCCCACCUUCUGAAGCAGACUGACGGCUUCUUGGGCCAGCUUGCGGCGUCGGUACGACAGCAGCAACGGACAGCUGCCGAACGGUAUCGUGACGACGAUAUGUACGAAGAAGAGGAAGAGGUUGGUGACGGCUCCGAGGAUGAGGAAGGCGACCGCAAAGUUGAUUACUAUGCGGUUGCUCACCGAAUCAAGGAAGAUGUGACGGCUCAACCGAAAUUACUUGUGGGAGGAACACUGAAGGAAUACCAGCUCAAAGGUCUCCAAUGGAUGAUAUCGCUCUACAACAACAACUUGAAUGGCAUUUUGGCAGACGAAAUGGGGUUGGGCAAGACGAUCCAAACAAUCAGCUUGAUUACCCAUCUCAUUGAGAAGAAGAAGCAGAAUGGGCCGUUUUUGGUGAUCGUACCGCUCAGCACGCUCACGAAUUGGAAUCUGGAGUUUGAGAAGUGGGCGCCAUCGGUGAAUCGGAUCAUCUACAAAGGGCCACCGAACACGCGGAAGCUGCAACAACAGAAGAUCAGAUAUGGACAGUUCCAAGUACUGCUCACUACUUACGAAUACAUUAUCAAGGACCGGCCAGUCCUGAGCAAGGUGAAAUGGGUUCAUAUGAUCGUGGAUGAAGGUCACCGCAUGAAGAACGCAAAUUCGAAGCUGAGCAGCACUCUUACACAGUACUACAUCACGCGAUACCGCUUGAUCUUGACCGGAACACCCCUACAAAACAAUCUGCCGGAACUAUGGGCUCUGCUCAAUUUUGUCCUUCCCAACAUCUUCAAAUCGGUCAAAUCGUUCGAUGAAUGGUUCAACACGCCUUUUGCCAAUACCGGAGGUCAGGACAAGAUGGAGCUAAGCGAAGAAGAACAGCUGCUGGUCAUUCGCAGAUUGCACAAGGUUUUGCGCCCCUUCUUGCUCAGGCGUCUCAAGAAAGACGUGGAAAAGGAUCUGCCGGACAAGCAGGAACGCGUGAUUAAAUGCCGAUUCUCUGCUUUACAAGCCAAGCUUUACAAACAGCUGGUCACCCACAACAAGCUCGCUGUCACAGACGGCAAAGGCGGAAAGACCGGCAUGCGUGGGUUGAGCAACAUGCUGAUGCAGUUACGAAAACUGUGCAAUCAUCCAUUUGUUUUCGAACCUGUCGAAGACCAAAUGAAUCCAGGGAAGGGCACCAAUGAUCUCCUCUGGAGAACCGCAGGAAAGUUCGAAUUGCUGGACAGAGUGCUUCCCAAAUUCAAAGCAUCUGGACAUCGAGUAUUGAUGUUUUUCCAGAUGACCCAGAUCAUGAAUAUUAUGGAGGACUUCCUGCGCCUGCGAGGCAUGAAAUAUCUCCGACUUGAUGGAUCUACGAAGUCUGAUGACCGGUCGGAACUCCUGAAGCUCUUCAAUGCUCCUGGCUCAGAAUACUUCUGCUUCCUGCUCUCGACUCGUGCUGGUGGUCUUGGCCUCAAUCUGCAAACCGCAGAUACCGUAAUCAUCUAUGACUCCGACUGGAACCCGCAUCAAGAUUUACAGGCUCAAGAUCGUGCUCAUCGUAUUGGCCAGAAAAACGAGGUUCGCAUCCUGCGCCUCAUCAGCUCGAACUCGGUGGAAGAGAAGAUCCUUGAGCGUGCAAACUACAAGCUUGAUAUGGAUGGAAAAGUUAUUCAGGCUGGAAAAUUCGACAACAAGUCGACCAACGAAGAGCGAGAUGCGCUUCUUCGCACUUUGCUCGAAACCGCGGAAGCGGCCGAGGCUCUUGGUGAACAGCAGGAUGAGAUGGAUGACGAGGACCUCAAUGAGAUGAUGGCUCGAUCAGAAGAGGAAUUGGUCCAAUUCCAGAAAAUCGACGAAGAACGCAUCAAGAACGACCGGUACGGUCCUGGACACAAACUGCCGCGCCUCAUGUGCGAAGAAGAGCUACCGGACAUCUAUCUUGCCGAGGACAAUCCAGUCGCAGAGGAAGUGGAAGAGUACGCUGGUCGUGGUGCUCGAGUACGUACCGUCGCUCGGUACGAUGACGGCUUGUCCGAAGACCAAUGGCUACUUGCUGUUGACGCAGACGAUGACACGAUCGAAGACGCGAUGGCGCGGAAAGAGGCCCGAAUCGAGAAGCGUCGUACGAACAAAGAAAAGCGGAUACGGAAAGCUCAAGGCAUCGAAUCCUCUCCCGAACAAUCCGUCGACGGCGACUCGACCCCUCAACCCAAACGCCGUGGCCGCAAACCCGGCCCAGCAAAGCGCAAAAUCGAAGAAAUCGAAGAGGAACUCCCCGCAUCCAAACGCAAACGCGGUGGACCUAGCCGUCAAUCCACCAAAGGGACGACGAGCGACCCUCUGAGCCCGGCAGACCGCAACACCCUACAAAAAUCCCUGCGCGGCGUGUACGACAUGCUGAAAGCGCUGGAAGUGGAAGAAAGCGACGACCCGGAUGAGUCGCAAGCGGAAUCUGAUCAAGGCCCACCAACUCGUCUGAUCAUCCAUCCAUUCCUUGUGCUGCCGCCCAAGAAGGAUUAUCCGGACUAUUAUCAUUUCAUUCAGAGUCCGAUUGCGAUGGCAGAGAUUGAGGUCAAGCUGAAAAAGGAGAGGUAUAACAGUUUCAGGGAGUUCAAGGAUGAUGUGGCCUUGUUGGCUCGGAAUGCGAGGACGUACAAUGAGGAUGGGAGUUUGUUGUACCAGGAUGCUGGGACCAUUGAGCAAGCAUCCAACCAAGCCAUCAAAGACCUCUCGGAUAAAUACCCCCAUCUCGCUACCUCGGACCCGGACGAGAUGGAUAACGAUGGCAACUCUUACAUGAAUGAUGGGCAAACAUCCACGGCGAACGGCUCGAGUGUCGGCACACCCAUGACGGGGAAUAAUGGGCAUGGAGGAGGAAGCGCGUCGACGAAGCUGAAACUGACGUUCAACGCUAACGGCGGUGGAAGUAAUGGGCGAGGUACCAUGACCGGGACGACGGACAGUGGAGUGGGUAGUGAUGAGGAUUGA
Molecule: messenger RNA, 4287 nt
Organism: Endocarpon pusillum Z07020
Lineage: Eukaryota; Fungi; Ascomycota; Eurotiomycetes; Verrucariales; Verrucariaceae
Exons: 3
Coding region: 1-4287 (1428 amino acids)
Biological process (GO): positive regulation of transcription by RNA polymerase II
Cellular component (GO): nucleus
Molecular function (GO): ATP binding; DNA binding; histone binding
Source: RefSeq, a predicted model, not a curated record